Homo sapiens (human) is the source of this 1510-nucleotide messenger RNA. RefSeq names its product TARBP2 subunit of RISC loading complex (gene TARBP2). Gene Ontology annotation, biological process: RISC complex assembly; regulation of siRNA processing; regulation of miRNA processing. Gene Ontology annotation, molecular function: siRNA binding; pre-miRNA binding; double-stranded RNA binding. The transcript has 9 exons. NCBI's taxonomy places the organism in Eukaryota, Metazoa, Chordata, Mammalia, Primates, Hominidae. Gene Ontology annotation, cellular component: perinuclear region of cytoplasm; cytoplasm; RISC-loading complex. Bases 127 to 1227 code for a protein of 366 amino acids. The record is from RefSeq and is marked reviewed.
AGCGUGCCCCGCGGCGGGCCCUACCGGCCGCGACUCCGGGCUUGGCCCCGGCCCUAGCUCGUCGGCUGUGUAUUGGGGCGCGUGGAGGCUGCAGUCACGGUGGCGCCCGCGGGGACGGAGGAGGGAAUGAGUGAAGAGGAGCAAGGCUCCGGCACUACCACGGGCUGCGGGCUGCCUAGUAUAGAGCAAAUGCUGGCCGCCAACCCAGGCAAGACCCCGAUCAGCCUUCUGCAGGAGUAUGGGACCAGAAUAGGGAAGACGCCUGUGUACGACCUUCUCAAAGCCGAGGGCCAAGCCCACCAGCCUAAUUUCACCUUCCGGGUCACCGUUGGCGACACCAGCUGCACUGGUCAGGGCCCCAGCAAGAAGGCAGCCAAGCACAAGGCAGCUGAGGUGGCCCUCAAACACCUCAAAGGGGGGAGCAUGCUGGAGCCGGCCCUGGAGGACAGCAGUUCUUUUUCUCCCCUAGACUCUUCACUGCCUGAGGACAUUCCGGUUUUUACUGCUGCAGCAGCUGCUACCCCAGUUCCAUCUGUAGUCCUAACCAGGAGCCCCCCCAUGGAACUGCAGCCCCCUGUCUCCCCUCAGCAGUCUGAGUGCAACCCCGUUGGUGCUCUGCAGGAGCUGGUGGUGCAGAAAGGCUGGCGGUUGCCGGAGUACACAGUGACCCAGGAGUCUGGGCCAGCCCACCGCAAAGAAUUCACCAUGACCUGUCGAGUGGAGCGUUUCAUUGAGAUUGGGAGUGGCACUUCCAAAAAAUUGGCAAAGCGGAAUGCGGCGGCCAAAAUGCUGCUUCGAGUGCACACGGUGCCUCUGGAUGCCCGGGAUGGCAAUGAGGUGGAGCCUGAUGAUGACCACUUCUCCAUUGGUGUGGGCUCCCGCCUGGAUGGUCUUCGAAACCGGGGCCCAGGUUGCACCUGGGAUUCUCUACGAAAUUCAGUAGGAGAGAAGAUCCUGUCCCUCCGCAGUUGCUCCCUGGGCUCCCUGGGUGCCCUGGGCCCUGCCUGCUGCCGUGUCCUCAGUGAGCUCUCUGAGGAGCAGGCCUUUCACGUCAGCUACCUGGAUAUUGAGGAGCUGAGCCUGAGUGGACUCUGCCAGUGCCUGGUGGAACUGUCCACCCAGCCGGCCACUGUGUGUCAUGGCUCUGCAACCACCAGGGAGGCAGCCCGUGGUGAGGCUGCCCGCCGUGCCCUGCAGUACCUCAAGAUCAUGGCAGGCAGCAAGUGAAGCCCCAGCUGGACUCAUGGAUGUGCACCCUUUGCUCCCUGCUCUUUCUGCCUCUGGGCUCAUGUAUCUGCGCAGCUCUGGUACCCUCUGUGGGUGCCAUCUCUACCUCUGACACAGACUGCCUGCCUUGAAGCUGAGAAGGCACAGGGCAAGGAGCCAAGGACCACAGAGCCUCAGCCAGCCCAGGAUCCGUCCUCAUUUUAUUGGUGAUGAUGAAUGGGAAUGAAAUCAGGGGGCUGUCUACUAGAGCCUGGAAUAAAUAUGCUGCUUUGUGGAUUUUUAA